This is a messenger RNA of Panicum hallii, 447 nucleotides long. RefSeq lists its product as uncharacterized. The transcript is spliced from 2 exons. The record is from RefSeq and is a predicted model, not a curated record. Bases 1 to 447 code for a protein of 148 amino acids. Lineage: Eukaryota; Viridiplantae; Streptophyta; Magnoliopsida; Poales; Poaceae.
AUGGACGCUGCAUUGCUGGCUGUUCUCGUGGAGCAUCACAACAAUGGUGAUCAUGCCCAAAAUGGUUGGAAGCCAUAUGUCUACAAUGCUGCUAUAAGGAAUGUACGUGAGAAGUGUAAUGUGGAGAUCACAAAGGACAAUAUAGCAUCAAGGUGCAAAACUUUUGACAAGCACUGUGAGGUCAUUAGCAAGAUUCUUUCUCAGAGCGGCUUUGGCUGGGAUUGGGUUAAUGAUAAGCUGUUAAUUGAUAGUGAUGAUGUUUGGAAUAAAUAUGUGGAGGCUAACAAGUCAACAGCUUGCUACAAGAACAAAAUAGUGAAGAAUUGGGAUGCAAUCAGUACUAUUUAUUCAAAAGAUCAUGCCAAUAGUCAAGGUGCUCAUACAGGUGCUGAGAGUGCUCAAGUUCUACCUGAACAAGUUGAUGAUGCAUCACCAGAUUUGCCCUAA